Messenger RNA from Closterium sp. Naga37s-1, 1191 nucleotides. NCBI's taxonomy places the organism in Eukaryota, Viridiplantae, Streptophyta, Zygnematophyceae, Desmidiales, Closteriaceae. The record is from the annotation of a GenBank genome assembly.
AUGAAGCAGGAGGAGCACCAGGUAGCGAGCACGGACCACGUGCGUCUGUGCGUCAAGACAUGGCCGGCGCGGCCGAGCUUCGACGGCGGGGAGUACGAGCAGCAGCAGAAGCAGGCGCUGCUGGCGGUCAUCGUGCAUCCCUACUCGCGCAUGGGCGGCUCGCAGGCCGUUACGCAGGGCCUGGCGGAAUGCCUGUGCCUGCGCGGGUUCAACGUGGUGACGUUUGACCUGCGCGGCGCGGGCAGGUCGACGGGGCACGCGUCGUUCACGGGCGAGCCCGAGGUGGCGGACGUCAUGGCCGUGUGCCGCUGGGCGGGGGAGGAGUACGCCCAGCGCAUUCUGCUGCUGGGGUCGUCCGCAGGAGCGUCCAUUGCGGGGUCAGCCCUGCCGCAGCCCGCAGGUGGACCUGUACGUGGGCGUCGGUUUCCCCUGGCCCCUCACACCCACCCUCUCUCCCAUCCUCUCCCCACUCCAUCCUCAUCCCCCUCUUCCCCAUGCAGGAGCGCCCAUUGCAGGCUCCGCACUGCCGCACUGCCCGCACUUCCCCCACCCCCCCCUUUCACACACCCCGCAUUCUACACUCUACACAGCGUGGUGACGUUUGACCUGCGCGGCGCGGGCAGGUCGACGGGGCACGCGUCGUUCACGGGCGAGCCCGAGGUGGCGGACGUCAUGGCCGUGUGCCGCUGGGCGGGGGAGGAGUACGCCCAGCGCAUUCUGCUGCUGGGGUCGUCCGCAGGAGCGUCCAUUGCGGGGUCAGCCCUGCCGCAGCCCGCAGGUGGACCUGUACGAGCGCCCAUUGCAGGCUCAGCCCUGCCGCACUGCCCGCAGGUCGACCUGUACGUGGGCGUGGGCUACACCUUUGGCUUCUUCUCCUCGCUGCUCUUCGGCUCGCACUUCUCCACCGUGCUCGCCUGGCCGGGCCCCAAGCUCUUCAUCAUGGGCGCUAAAGACGAGUUCACGAGCACAAAGCAGCUGGAGGCACGGGCAGGGAAGGCGGUGGGCGUGGCGAAGGUGAGCAUUGUGGAGGGCGUGGGGCACUUUGGGCUGGAGGGGCCCGCGUAUGACGAGGAGGUGGCCAAGCGCGUGGGGGAGUUUGUCGCUGAGAACGCCGGUGCUGGUGCUGGUGGUGGAAGGGGAGGAGAAGUGGGUGCUGGUGGGGAGGAGGGAAUCAAGGAGAGUGAUAGCUAG